Molecule: messenger RNA, 6408 nt
Organism: Pungitius pungitius (ninespine stickleback)
Lineage: Eukaryota; Metazoa; Chordata; Actinopteri; Perciformes; Gasterosteidae
Product: protocadherin-15-like
Exons: 37
Coding region: 369-6383 (2004 amino acids)
Biological process (GO): inner ear development; homophilic cell-cell adhesion; sensory perception of sound
Cellular component (GO): plasma membrane; stereocilium; catenin complex
Molecular function (GO): cadherin binding; calcium ion binding
Source: RefSeq, a predicted model, not a curated record
GUCUCUCUCUCCCGCAGACCUCGUGUAGUUGUCACGCGAGUCGCACACUGGAGACUAAAACUAAAAGAAGACCAGAGGAGAACGAGACUUAUCUUCUUCUUCUUUUUUUUUUUUCACCGCCCAAAUACCUUCUUCCUAUUGUGUGUGCCUGUGUGUGUUUGUAUGUGUGCCUGUGUGUGCGACUUUAAAGAAAAGUGGUGUCGGGUGGGUGAGUUGCGUGGAUGUUAUUUCCUGGAUGUUCUCCCCGGGCUGUUCCUCGUCGCGGCCCCGAGGAGGCAACAUGUGUGUGGAAAAGUAGAUGUGCGCGUUAAACGUAUGUCUUCAACGAGGAUUACGCGCUGGAUGCUUGGUGAAGCGCGGUGGUGAAGAUGGUUCGAACGCACCCGAUGGGCCGACUGUCGCGGGGCCGGGUCAAAUGCCGGCGCCUGAUGGGAACGGGAGUGCUUUAUCUGCUGCUGCUGCUGCUGCUGUCCACCGGUCUCGGCCAGGAUACGGAAGACUGGCAAUAUGAGGAAUGUAAACUGUCCCGCUCGGGUCCUCCUGCUACCAUCGUGGCCAUAGAUGAAGAAAGCCCCAACGGAACGUUAUUGGUGGAAAACAUGCAGAUAAAUGGCGUGGCCGAGGGUCCGGGGCGUACCAUCUCUCUGUCGCUAAGGGAUAACUACGACUACUGGGUGAUCCUUGACCCUUCCAAACAAGCCCUUUACCUCAACAGCACCGGACGUGUUCUGGACAGAGAUCCACCCUCGUAUAUCCACUCCAUCGUGGUUCAGGUGCAGUGCACCAACGAGCUGGUCGGCACGGUUAUUUUACACGAAGUCCGCAUCGUGGUUCGAGACCGCAACGACAACGCGCCGUAUUUCCAACAGCCGCGAUACUACGUCGCCGUCAAUGAGCUGACGCCAGUGGGAACCACCAUCUUCUCCGGUUUCUCGGGGAACAACGGGGCAAGAGACAUAGACGACGGUCCCAAUGGACAGAUCGAGUACACCAUCCGGUACAACCCCAAGGACCCGACAACCAACAGAACGUUUGACAUCCCUCUGACACUAUUUGGCUCAGUCGUUCUCAAAGAAAGACUCAACUAUGAGGAGACAACACGCUAUCUGGUCAUCAUACAGGCCAAUGACCGAGCCCCCUAUCCCAGCGAGCGCCUUACGGCCACCACCACUCUAACCGUGGAUGUACUGGACGGAGAUGACUUGGGUCCCAUGUUCCUACCGUGCACACUCGUUGGGAAAACCCGGGACUGCAGUCCCAUCACAUACAGGGCCAAUGUACUGGAGCUAACCGAACCGAAUAAGGUGAAUCCUGUCAAUGUGACUCCGCCCAUUCAAGCUGUGGACCAAGACAGAAACCUACAACCCCCAUCCGACAGGCCUGGGAUUUUAUACUCCUUCCUCAUUGGAAAACCAGAGUCCUAUGCAGAAUACUUCAGCUUGAACGUUACCACGGCGGAGCUGCUGUUGCUGAAGCCCAUCGAUAGAGAACUCUACCGCAGAUUCGAUCUGGUUAUCAAGGCAGAGCAGGACAACGGCCACCCCUUGCCAGCGUUUGCCAACCUCCAGAUUGAAGUUCUGGAUGAAAACAACCAGGCACCCUACUUCCUGGAGGCUAGUUACCAUGGCUACAUCAGCGAAGCAUCACCGGUGGGGACCACCGUAGCGACCGCUGCCAGCCUUUCUGCCCCGCUGGCCAUCGUUGCUCUGGAUAACGAUGUGGAGGAGACCAGGGACCCUCAACUCCAGUUCUCAUUGGGCAGCUACGCUAAUGUUUUCUCCGUGUCGGCCCCCGGAAUCCGACGAUAUCUCACCCUGGUGCAGCCGCUGGACAGAGAGACGCAGGACUCCUUCACAUUCACGCUCGUAGCAUCAGAUGGAGUCCAGCAGAGCGUUCCGGUCACCGUGUCGAUAACGGUGAUGGACGCUAACGACAACACUCCCACUUUUGCUAACGUCUCUUACAACGUCAACCUCUUCACUGACAUGAUGCCUGGAAAAACUGUGUUACAGUUGGCAGCAAUCGACUCCGAUGCAGGUCUCAACGGUCAGGUCUCCUACCGGAUCUUAGCUGGUGACCAGGGACAUUUCCUUAUUGGCAAUAGCACGGGGGUCAUUACUGUGGCGCCCGGCGUGGCGCUCGCUGUUGGCCGGAGCUACGCUCUGACCGUGGAAGGGAUGGACAACGGGCCUGUGCCCCAGAGAAGAUCCUCCAUCACUACGGUCUAUAUCGAAGUGUUGCCCCCAAACAACCAGAGCCCCCCACGUUUCCCCCGACAACAAUACAAUCUGGAGAUCAGCGAAGCCAUGAGGACCGGAGCUACGCUGCUUAAUCUGCAGGCAGUGGAUCGGGAGAGUGAUGACAUCACAUACAAAAUCCUCAGAGGAGACACCUUCGGACAUUUUUCUCUGCAGCAGGAUUCAGGGUAUUUGGUGCUGGACAAGUCUCUGGACAGGGAGUCGGUGGAUUAUUAUUCACUGGUGGUCACGGCCUCCGACGGACACCCGGACGGGACCUCCACUGUGACGGUGAGCGUUGUGGUGACCGACGUCAACGACAACGACCCGCUGUUCGACCCGUCGCUGCCAGUGAACCUCACCGUCAUGGAGGAGCGGAACCACGCCUACGUCGGACAGGUCCAGGCGACGGACCCGGAUCUCGGGGCGAGCGGUCAAGUGCAUUAUCGGCUCGUCAACCACCCGACGCUGUUUAGCAUCAACGCCACGGGAGCCAUCGCGACGACGGCGCCGCUGGACAGAGAGGUGAAAGGUCACUACUAUCUGAUCGUGGAGGCCUGGGACGGUGGAGUGGACCCUCGGCGAUCCAGGUUGACGCUGUCCGUCGGCGUUCUGGAUGUGGACGAUAACAGCCCGGUGUUCACCCAGCAGGCGUACAACGUCACCUUACCCGAGAACAGCCCCAAGGAUACAGUCAUACUGCAGUUAAAGGCGAUGGACGCCGACCUCGGCGCCAACCUCACGUAUCAAAUCCGAACGCGGGGCUCGGACCAGGGCAUCGUUGGGCUGUUUGCCGUCGACCCGGCGACGGGAGCGCUGUCGGUCCUCAGAGUUCUGGACUACGAGGCUCUGGGCGAGUCCGAGCGCACGUACGCGUUCACGGUGGAGGCCACGGACGCCGGGGGAAGCAUGCCUCCUGGACUCGCCUCUGUUACGGUCACAAUCACGGACAUGAAUGACUUUUCUCCGGCAUUCAGCCAGUCGGUGUACCGAGGCCUGGUCGCCCCGAAUGCUUUCAAGGGAACCAUCGUAACCACGGUGACGGCCAAUGACUCUGACCCUGCGGGAACCCCAGCGGGUCUGGUGCGCUACAAAGUCCGCCAGGAGGCCUUUCCCUACUCGGCCAGUAUAUUCGACGUGGAGGAAAAGACUGGAAACGUUGUAACCAGAGUCAACCUCAACGAAGAGCCCAACCUCAAGUUCAGGCUGGUGGUGGUGGCCUACGACAAUGGUGAGCCAGUAAAGGAAAACGCUACUCUGGUAGAGAUCACGGUGCUUCAGCCCUCUGUCAUCCCCGUGUUCACUCAGGAAGAAUACAGGUUCCCGCGAGUGAGCGAGGAGGCUGCUGUGGGAACCCCGGUGGGGACCAUCACGGCGGCGGCUGUCAAUCAAACUAUCGUCUACUCCAUCAUCGAAGGCAACCAGGGAGGCGUGUUUGCAUUAAAUAAAACGACAGGAGUGAUUUCCACGGCCAAGCCCCUGGACUACGAGGCCAACUCCUCCCACGUCCUGAGGGUGGAGGCGGACUCCAUGAGGGUGGUGUCCUCCAACCUCCGGGUUCCCUCCAAGACCAACACUGCUAAGGUGGUAAUUGACGUCCAGGAUGAGAACGACCACCCGCCGGUUUUCAGCAGACCUCUUUACAUCGGAGGAGUCACAGAGGACGCGAAAACCUUCACUUCCAUCUUGAAAAUACAGGCCCUGGACGAAGACACGGGUAACUACAGUUCCAUGAUGUACCGGCUAAUCAUCUCCCCUCCCGCCGGUAAAGACACCAAAGAUGGUAAAGAUGGAUUCAUCAUCGAACCUUUCAGCGGCGUGGUGAAGACGGCGAUCAUGUACCGCAACAUGAGGCGGUCGUAUUUUAAGUUUGAGGUGGUUGCCACGGACAACUAUGGUCAAGGACACAGCAGCAAGGCGGAGAUAGUGGUUUCAGUCGUGAACCAGCUGGACAUGCAGGUGGUCGUAUCAAAUGUCCCUCCUACUUACGUGGAGAAAAACAAAGACAAGCUCCUGAGCAUUUUGGAGCGCUACGUCCAGGAGCAGAUUCCGGGAGCCAAGGUUGUCGUGGAAACCAUCGGGCCCCAUCGCCUUGCCGAUGGAACGGAGCAGGAGGACUACACCAAGUCGGACCUCAUGAUUUAUGCCAUCGACCCCCUGACAAAUAGGGCUGUUUCCAGACAGGAGCUCUACAAGUUUCUCGACGGUAAACUCCUGGACAUCAACAAGGAGUUCCAGCCCUUCCUUCCUCCUGGAGGACGGAUCCUGGAGAUCCGAACCCCCGAGGUGGUGACCAGUGUGAAGAAGGCCGCGCAGACUGUCGGCUACACGGAGGGGGCGCUGUUGGCGCUGGCCGUUAUCAUCAUUAUCUGCUGUGUCCCCGCCAUACUGGUUGUCAUUAUCACCUACAAACAAUUCAAAGAGCGCCAGGCCGAGUGUGCCAAAACGGCCCGUAUCCAAAUGGCACUGCCAACGGGCAAACCCGGGGGGGGGACCGCCAACAACCUGUACGAAGAGCUGGGUGACAACGCCAUCUCCGUGACACAACGUUGUCUUUUGGACGAAAGCGACCGCCAACGUCUGCUCUCGGACUUCGCCACGCGGGCCAUCGCUGCCCAUCGUCAGUGCAUUGCUAACGGGGGCGUUCUCAAUAACCGGCCGAAGUCUGAAUCCAACAUAACGUUUCUUUCGGACGAAAACCCCCUGACCAUCAAAAAUCCCAUCUACCACGAGGACGGGACUUUGAGUAGCCCGGCAACUCUCGGGAGGAGCCAGAGGAGGAGGGACCUUCUGGGCAAUUUCUCCCCUUGCAGGAAGGGCAUUCGAGAGGCCUGGCUCAGGCUCAGCUCGCCCGGGGGAGACGGGGGCUUCGGGGGGUACAGUGGCAGCGACAGCGGAUGGGGAUCUGGAGGUGGACACAGCUGGACCCUCCCGUCGAGGCUGCAUCGGAGAGACAUGUAUGCCACGCUGAGACGGCAGGUGGUCAUGGAUCCCGUCCAGUGGGAGCUGGAGCUUCUAAAGGCCGAAUUUAGGGAAAGCAAAGAUGGCGGCCUGGAUUCGGGAUUUGACCGGGGGUUGGAUUCAGACUUGAUGGGGAGCCCAAGUCUGGAACCCAAGCUGACGGUCAAAGAACAAGCCAGACAAUUUGAGCAACAGGCGCUGCAGGAAAUGCGGCAGAGGCAAAGCGUGGGGUCUCUGUCGCCUGAUAUCGUGCUCUCUAUCUACCCGGAGUCUCCUCAGCACCACAAGCAAACCCCCACCCACAGUGCUCCGACCGCGCCGGUCAAAGAGGGUCCUCCGAGCAUCAUCGUCACCCAAAGCGACGGCGGCACCCCCCCGCCGAGUCACAAGCCGACUCCUCCGGUGCUGCGGCGCUUCGGGGCCAAUUUAACCAUGAAUCAGGGUACGGAAGAAAGACUUCAGGUCCAUUUCGACUUCAUCCCUGAUCCCCCAUCGACCCCCCCGCCGCCGCCUCCGUCCCCGCCGCCGCCUCCUCCUCCUCCGCCCACAUCUGCCACGCUAUCCCCAUCAUCUCCUCCUCCGCGCCACCCUUCCUCCCCGCCGCCUCUACCUCCCGCUUUGUCUCACUCCACCCAUGCAGGAAAGGAGGCUCCUCCUCCUCCUCCUCCACUUCCUCCCCCUCCUCCGCCGCCCCCUCUGCCUCCACCUUUGUCGCCCUCCCUCCUGCGCCCGUCCACCUUCGUCCUGCCGUCUCUCUCCGAGGUACCGGCCCUGCGGCCCGUGUCCCUCCGGGCGCCGCCGCCGCCGCCCCUCCCCGCGGAGCCCGACGCUCCCCGAAAAGAGCUGAGAGGGAUCCUAAAGAACCUCCAAAACAUUGCGGACAUCGAGAAGUCGGUGGCCAACAUGUUCAGCCAGAUCGACCGCAAACAGAUCCCCCUCAAAGCGGUCAUGAAGAGCCGCGGCUCCAUAGAUUCUCUCGACUCCUUGGAUGCAUCGGUGGUAGCGGCAGAGGAAGGAGGAGGAGGAGGAGGAGGAGGAGAAGAGGGAGGUAGGGAAGGAGCUGGAGGAGAAAGGGCGGAUCCUCCGCCUCCCCCUCCUCCUCCACAGAUUCAACCCAACCCGAACAUGACCUCCAUCGUGGAGGAGCUUGAGAAACGCUUCCCCUCUCAGUCUACGAUGCUCUAGCCUUUGCCUUGAUAUGAUAUGGAAA